Molecule: messenger RNA, 1443 nt
Organism: Symbiodinium natans
Lineage: Eukaryota; Dinophyceae; Suessiales; Symbiodiniaceae
Source: the annotation of a GenBank genome assembly
AUGGAGGGAGCACGGAGCCUCCAGGCUUCGCUGGGGCUACAUCGGGCAAAGAUCGAUGCUCUGCGUGACCUCGAGGAGCGGCUCAAUGCACGCAUCGCGCGGCUCGGGGAGCUGAGCCUCAGCGUGAAGACGCUCAUCGACUCGGGCCCGCUCCUGCUGUCGGAUCUGGGCAUGGAUGGCAAGGAUGGCAAGGACGGCAAGGACUCCCUGCCCGUUUUGCCCAUCUCGGUGGAGUCCGAGGUGUCAGUCCAGGCGACCCUGAGCAACCCACACUGUGAGCCACAGUGUGCAGGGUCUCCCAAGUCACCAAGCAGCCGGCGAGGCGUGAACCGCUCCGUGUCUUGGGUCAGCCCGGACGAAGAGCGGCCGGUCUGCGCCAAGGAGGAUGCACCCCGGUUCCCUCCACACGGGCACUGGGUGCCCGCGGAUUUGUUGGAGCGCCGUGCCUCCUUUCAGGGAGAGGCGGCCCAGAAAUUGGGAGGGAGGCAAGUGCAGCUUGAGACGAAGCUGGGCAAUGUGCCUUGCAUCCUAGUGGAGCCCAUGGGGAAGCUGCUAAGUCCUGACGAGUUCAUCAGCGUCGGGGUGGCAAUUGUAUUCCAGGAAGCGCCGCAUUCGGGCUCGAGCGUGGAGGAGUGGGCGCAGGUCCUUAAGCGCACGAAGCUUUUAGAUGCUGGCCUCUCUGUGGCCUUUCCCGAUCUGGGCCAGGCUCUCCUGCAACGAAAAGAGGAAGGGGUGAGUGGGCCCACAGAGUCCACCGAGCUCGCAGCUGACUUUCAGGAGGUCUUCAACGCGAUUCUGUCCUCCACAAAGGAGGACUUCUACAUCCUCUGCGGCAAAGGCAAAGGUGCGCACCAUGCCAUGGACUUAGCCGCCAGAAACAGCGCCAAAGUAGUGUCUGCGAUCCUUUUCGCUCCAACCUCUCCUCCGCCCAGCUCCUGCCAGAGUUUCCCUGGCCCGGUAAUGUUGGUCUGGGCACAGGAUGAUAAGAAGUGCCCCUUUGAGAAUGCACCGCUCUGGGCAGAGCAGCUGGGUUGCCGGGACGAUGCCGUGGCUGUGCUCCGUGAUCCGUCUGUUGGGGGCCACGACCUUGCUCGGGUCCUCCGUAAGGACGAGCGGACUGCAACUGACAUGCUGGCCUUUGUGGCUGCCGUGCUGCUGGUUGCUGAACUGCCCAAGCUGAAGGCCGAUCUUGCAGACGGCCAAAAUGGCCGGAAGUCCCACGUUCUCCGGCUGCUGGAAGAGCUUCCCCAACACCUCCUGACCCAGCUCAUGCGCCAGCAAGUGGGAAUGAAGUCCGAAGGUACCGAAGGUCAUGCCGACGACCUUGCUGCGGCGUUACUGGCCCAUGUCCUGGAACAGCCCCAAGCUGCCAACAGCAUAAUGCAAGCUCUUAGGGAGUGGAUCAAUAACGACAUGCCAAGCGGUGCCUCUGCGUCUGAGUGA